Molecule: messenger RNA, 3276 nt
Organism: Penicillium macrosclerotiorum
Lineage: Eukaryota; Fungi; Ascomycota; Eurotiomycetes; Eurotiales; Aspergillaceae
Product: putative importin beta-4 subunit
Exons: 3
Coding region: 1-3276 (1091 amino acids)
Biological process (GO): protein import into nucleus
Cellular component (GO): nucleus; cytoplasm
Molecular function (GO): nuclear import signal receptor activity; small GTPase binding
Source: RefSeq, a predicted model, not a curated record
AUGGAUCAGCAACGCUUCCUGCAGCAAUUGCAAGUGAUCCUGGAUCCCUCCCAGGGAAACGUUAAGGAAGCCACUGGCAUCCUGCAAAAAGAGUUUUACAACAAGCCAGAGUCUCUUGUUCUCCUGGUUCAGAUUGCCACUGGCCAUGAGGAUCCUAACCUCCGUCAGCUGGCCGCCGUCGAGGCCCGUUCGCACGUCCAGAAGCUGUGGCUGAAGGUCGCUGCCGACCAGAAGCCUCAGGUUCGGGAUCAACUGCUCCGGUCUACCAUGGGUGAGAGCUCGUCUCUUGUCCGUCACUCUGUUGCUCGUAUCAUCUCAGCUGUGGCCAAGAUUGAUCUUGAGGACGGUGAGUGGGUGGAUCUACCCAACAUCCUCCUUCAGGCUGCCGACAGUGGCAACCAGGAUGAGCGUGCCGUCGCCAUCUAUAUCUUGUUCACCAUUCUGGAGACUCUCGGUGAGGGCUUCGAGGAGAAGUUCCAGGACCUCUUCAAUCUCUUCAACAAGACUAUCCGUGACCCGGAGAGCGCCGAGGUCCGCAUCAACACGCUUCUGGCUCUGAGCAAGCUCGCCAUGCACCUUGACUCCGAGGAGAACGCUGCCCCCGUCAAGGCGUUCCAGGAUAUGGUUCCCGCCAUGGUGGCCGUUCUCAAGGAUGCAAUUGAUCAGAGCGAGGAGGACCGUGUGAUGCAAGCCUUCGAGGUUUUCCAGACCCUGCUCGGCUGUGACCCUGCCCUGCUCACAGUUCACCUUAAGGAUUUGGUCAUCUUCAUGAAUGAGCUUUCCGCCAACACCGAGGCUGAUGAGGAUACCCGUACUCAGGCUAUCAGCUUCCUUAUGCAGUGUGUCCAGUACCGCAAGAUGAAGAUCCAGGGUAUGCGUAUUGGAGAGCAGUUGACUCGUACCGCUCUUCACAUUGUCACCGAGCUGGAUGAGGCUCCUGUCGACGACGACAUCACCCCUGCCCGCUCUGCUCUGGGUCUUCUGGAUAUGCUCGCCCAGAGCCUUCCCCCGAGCCAGGUGGUUGUUCCCCUCCUCCAGGCUCUUGGUCAGUACUUCAAUAACAGCGAUCCUAACUACCGCCGUGCCGGUAUCAUGGCCUUGGGUAUGUGCGUUGAGGGUGCUCCUGACUUCAUUAGCACCCAAAUGAAGGAGAUCUUCCCCAUGGUUCUCCAGCUCCUUGCCGACCCUGAGCCCAAGGUUCGCCAGGCUUCCCUCCAUGCUGUUGCCCGUCUCGCGGAUGAUCUCGCCGAGGAUCUCAGUGCCGAGCAUGAGCGCCUGAUGCCCAUGCUGUUCAAGAACCUGGCCAGUGCCAUGCAGGAGUACAAGGGUGAGGAGGAUGGACCUACUAUGGACAUCAUGAAGGCUGGUAUCAGCGCCAUUGACGCCGUCGUUGAUGGUCUCGAGGAGAAGGAUGUUGCUCCUUACCAGGCCGAGCUUGUGCCCAUCCUGCACAAGCUUUUCCAGCACCCUGACUUUAAGAUCAAGGGUCUUGCUGCUGGCGCCCUGGGUUCCCUCGCUUCGUCGGCUGGUGACUCUUUCCUAUCCUUCUUUGACGAGUCCAUGCAUCUUCUGCAAGAGUUCGCCACUGUCAAGGACAGCGAGGAUGAGCUUGAUCUCCGCGCUAGCGUCACUGACGCUAUGGGUGAGAUGGCGGCGGCUGCUGGCCCUGAGCGUUACCAGCCGUAUGUCGAGCCUCUCAUGCGCGCUACUGAGGAGGCUCUGCACCUUGGCCAUUCCCGUCUCAAGGAGAGCACCUACAUCUUCUGGGGUGCAAUGGCUAAGGUCUAUGGUGAGCACUUCACUCCUUUCCUGGAGGGUGUCAUCAAAGGUCUUUUUGAGUGCAUUGAGCAGGAUGAGACUGACCUUGAGGUUGAACUCGGCGAGGCUGCCAAGGAUCUUGUCGGCCAGGAGGUAACUGUGGCCGGUCGCAAGGUCAAGGUUGCCAGCGCUGACGACGAUGAUCUCGACGGUGACAUCGAAGAUGUCGAAAUUGACGACGACGAGGAUGCCUGGGAUGACAUUACUGCCACCACUCCUCUGUCUCUGGAGAAGGAGAUCGCUGUUGAGGUCAUUGGUGACCUGAUCACCCACACUCGCAGCUCCUUCCUUCCCUACUUCGAGAAGACUAUUGAGACUGUGAUGCCUCUCGCUGAGCACCCUUAUGAGGGUGUUCGUAAGAGCACCAUCAGCACCCUGCACCGCUCCUAUGCUAUGCUUUUCGCCAUUGCUGAGGAGAGCGGCCAGAUGCCCAAGUGGCAGGCUGGUCUUCCUCUGCAGGUCCAGCCCGCCAAGGAGGUUAAGAAGUUUGGCGAAAUCCUCAUGACUGCGACCAUCAAGAUGUGGUCUGAGGAGGAUGACCGUGCUACCGUUGCUGACAUCAACCGCAACAUGGCCGAGAACCUCCGCUUCUGCGGCCCUGCUCUGAUUGCCGACGAGACCGUGCUGCACAACGUGAUCCAGAUGGUCACUGACAUCAUCACCAAGCAGCACCCUUGCCAGUUGGAGUUCGGUCCUGAAGAGGAGACCCUCGAGGCCGGCGAGGAGACUUCCGAAUUUGACUGGGUUGUGGUUGACACUGCGCUCGACGUUGUCUCUGGUAUGGCCGCCGCCCUGGGCCAGAGCUUCGCUGAGCUGUGGAAGGUGUUCGAGAAGACCAUCCUUCGCUACGCCAGCAGCACCGAGUCUCUGGAGCGCGCCACUGCCGUCGGCGUCCUUGCUGAGUGCAUCAACGGCAUGGGUGCGGCCGUGACCCCAAACACCGGCUCCUUCCUGAAGUUGCUGCUGCACCGUCUCGGCGAUGAGGACCCUCAGACUCGCUCCAACGCCGCCUAUGCUGUUGGUCGUCUGAUUGAGCACUCAAACGCUGAUGCCGAGAUCGUCAAGGAGUUUCCCACAAUCCUUGGCCGUCUGGAGUCGUGCUUGCAGAUGAACGUCUCUCGUCUGCAGGACAACGCCACUGGUUGUGUCAGCCGCAUGAUCCUGCGCCACCGCGACAGUGUCCCGACCAAGGACGUGCUGCCGGUACUUGUCGGCAUUCUGCCCCUGAAGAACGACUACGAGGAGAAUGACCCUCUGUACCGCAUGAUCUGCCAGAUGUACAAGUGGGAGGAUGCGACCAUCCGCGAACUCACCCCCCGCCUUCUGCCCGUCUUCCAGGCGGUGCUGACUGGCGAUGAGGACCAGCUGGAGGAUGAGCGCCGUGCGGAGCUCAUCGAGCUGGUCAAGUGGCUGAACCAGAUGCAGGCGGGCGCUGCCCCCUGGGUCGAGCAGCUGUAA